AUGGCAGACCUUCAUCCCUCCGCCGCGGGGAAUAAUACAUCUUCCACUAGCUCCAGCACAUCCUCAAACCCACGAUUUACUCCAGUUUCUUAUGCAUCAGACGAAGAUAAUACAGUGCCAGGGCCCGCACAAUCACCCAUAGGCCCAUUGCGACUGCAGACCAACUUUGACGAUCAUCAAGAUGUUGGCGACCCUCUAUCCGAUUUCGAGAACGACGGCAACUAUAACACCAGCACGGAGCUCGAGGGUAAGCUACCGCGCGGUGGUUUAGGCCCGAGGUAUACACUUGAGGAGGAGAGCGAAGUAGUGAGGAGAUUUGAUCGAAGGCUCGUCCCGUUUCUGGCCCUUCUCUACUUGCUCGCCUUCUUGGACCGCUCGAACAUUGGAAAUGCAAAGAUAGCAGGACUCAAAGACGAUCUACAACUUUCAUCUUCGCAAUAUGAAUGGCUACUUACUGCUUUUUACAUUACUUACAUUCUCUUCGAAUGGAUGACACUGAUGUACCGUGUUGUUCCCCCGCAUAUUUAUAUAUCUCUAUGUGUAUGUGGAUGGGGACUUGUCGCAUCAUUCCAGUGUCUAGCUACUUCUUUUGGGGGGCUAGUUGUUCUUCGAGCGUUGCUCGGAAUCACUGAGGCAGCUUUUGGCCCGGGUGUCCCGUUUUACCUGUCUUUGUUCUAUCGCAGACAUGAGCUGGCUUUCCGCAAUGGAUUGUUUAUCUCAGCGGCACCACUCGCGACAUCUUUUGCUAGCAGUCUGGCCUACGUGAUUGUCAGGUUCAGCAGUGACGGCCCAAUCUCACCGUGGCGAACUCUGUUCCUCGUGGAGGGGUUCCCGAGUGUAGUUGUUGCGGUAUUUGCUUGGUUCCUGAUUCCGGACUCCCCUGGUCGGGCUCGAUUCCUGAGUCGCCGACAAAGGGUGGUAGCUCAGCAGCGUCUCGAGGAGAGCACAGCCGAGUAUCAGCAAUCAUAUGGAAGUCGAUUUAACUGGCAAGAAAUCCUGAAGACUGCAGCGGACCCCAAGGCUUAUAUGGCUGCCUUUAUGUUCUUUAGUUGUAAUGUUGCUUUCAGCUCAAUGCCUGUUUUUUUGCCCACUAUCAUUAAAGACAUGGGAUAUUCCUCCUUACAAGCCCAAGCCCUUUCAGCACCUCCGUAUCUCGUCGCCUUUGUCGUGGUCCUACUCACGGCAUACGCAUCAGACCGCAGCCGCUCCCGAAGCCCAUAUUUGAUAGCACACGCCCUCAUCUCAUCACUCGCUUACUUAGCGAUCGCAGCAACAGGUUAUUUCCACUCACAUCUGCCACCAUGGCUUCACAUAUCCAUCCGCUACAUCUGCGUCUACCCUGCUACGGCUGGGUUCUUUUCCGCAAUCACCCUCAUCAUUACAUGGUCAAUGGAUAACCGUGUCGAAAAGGAAGGCAAGGGCGCGAGCAUUGCCAUUCUCAACAUCAUCGGACAGUGCGGGCCCCUGCUCGGGACAAGAUUGUAUCCUGAGACUGACGGGCCGUGGUAUAUUCGGGGCAUGGCUACUUGCUCGUUUUUCAUGGUUGUUGUUGCGGUAUUGGCAGUGGGACUGCGGAUUCUUCUACAGAGGAUGAAUCGGGCGGCUGCGGAAACGACUUACACUAUUGAACAGGCUGGUCCUGUCGACCAGGGUGAGGAGCGGGAUGUGCUUAUGGGUGGUGGGAGGAGGGACGAUUUAGAGCAUUCUACUGGGGAUAGAAGGCUUGUCUAUAUAAUAUAG
This is a messenger RNA of Penicillium samsonianum, 1740 nucleotides long. RefSeq lists its product as uncharacterized. The record is from RefSeq and is a predicted model, not a curated record. Gene Ontology annotation, cellular component: membrane. Gene Ontology annotation, molecular function: transmembrane transporter activity. NCBI's taxonomy places the organism in Eukaryota, Fungi, Ascomycota, Eurotiomycetes, Eurotiales, Aspergillaceae. Gene Ontology annotation, biological process: transmembrane transport. The coding region runs from base 1 to 1740 and encodes 579 amino acids. The transcript has 4 exons.